Messenger RNA from Cladocopium goreaui, 1091 nucleotides. The record is from the annotation of a GenBank genome assembly. NCBI's taxonomy places the organism in Eukaryota, Dinophyceae, Suessiales, Symbiodiniaceae.
AUGGGAAGUCUUGGCCGGAAAUGUAGGCUGGUUUUGUGGCCGGUGCUCUGGGUCUUAACGGUUCACAGUGAGUGGACAUCCAGCUUCCUUUCUUGGCGGACAAGUCAAGAUGGCGAGAGAAGACUGGUGAUUGGCCGACCUACAAGGUCCUUGCGACGGUCGGAGCCCAAGGAAGGAGGAUUCCAACAACUGGAAACAAGGGUGCCAUCGGACGCCUGCACCUGUUCAAGUUGCUGGCGCAGCAACCUGCUGCGCGGUGUGGGAGGAGCUGCAGGUCUGGGGCUGCUGUUGGCUUCGGGGCAACCCGAGAAGCUCAGCAAAGCUUUCUUAGUCCAGGAGAUGGCUGGCAUGGCGGACUAUGAGCGGUUGGUGCGUGAGCGAAAGGCGCAAACUUUCCAGAAAGCCAUCAAAACCAACGUGGAGAGGCUAGUUGAAGUUGGUGUCGGUGCAGGGGUGAACUUCCCCUACUUCAAGCAAGCCGGCGUCAAGGAGGUAAUGGCCGUGGAGCCCAACCUGAACUUCCUGCAGAAAGCCCAGGCAGCUGCGGAUCGUGCCGACAUCCAGCUGCAGGUGCGACAGGGCGUGAUGGAGAAGAUGCCUUUCGAAGACAACUCGGUGGAUGUGGUGGUUGGUACCUUAUUGCUUUGUUCCGUCCAAGAUCUACGUCAGUCCAUCUCCGAGGUCCAGCGCGUCCUUCGGCCCGGUGGGCGAUACAUCUUCACCGAGCAUGUCAGGGCUGCUGAUGGCGAAUGGCUACGCUCUGCACAAGAUCUACUGGACCCCUUGCAACAGGCCUUUGCUGCCGGUUGCCACCUCAGCCGAGAGCCUCUGCCGCUGAUCCAGGAGACCUUCGAGAAGGUGAACGCUGAGCGUUGGAGUCUCUUCGAUGAUGAGUUCACAGGUGGAAAGCCCAGCGGCUUGCCGCCGCAUUUCCUACUGGCGCCACAUAUCUCGGGCUAUGCGGAGGUGUAUGUCGACUCCAUUGCGGUGCGUCGAUCUGCGCAACGCAGUGGACUUGUUGGAGACUUCGACAUCGGCCAUGGGAAGAGAUGGUCACCAGCGCCACCAGUUGGUCACAAGUGGACCUUGCA